AUGUUGUGGAGAAUAUCUUAUAAGCAAUUCAUAUUACUAUUAACAAUAGCUCGAACAACUGCAAUUAAUAUAGAAUUAUUGCAGAAUAAUGUCAGCAACACAGCACCGCUUAUGAAAUGUUUCAGUUUAGUGUCUGAAAAUCAUCAUAAUAGCUUUAAAAGCGCUAUAACAAUUUAUGAAAAUAAUAACGUUUCUGAAGAUGCAGCCGAUGGUUUACUAAAUGCUCUACUAGAAAAUGGAAAACCAUAUAUAAAAAUUUCUGAUAAACAUGCCUUACAAAGACUUAUUGAGGCUUAUGAUGGCACAAUGCUUAUUGUCACCUAUUAUCAAACUUGCGACGAACUAUUCUUACAUAUUGACUUGGAAAUUUUCGAUAUUCAUACCCGCUAUCUAAUUAUAAUCGUUGCUUUGCCAGAUGAAGUAUGUAUUAGAAAUUUAAAUAAAGUUUUGGAUUCAAUUCGACAUUACGAUAUUACUUUUCUUACUAAGGAUCGAAGUGAAGAUAUGUUUAAGAUACAAAAAUUUAUUCUUGAUAUUGAUGAAGAAACUUGUAAUUUUGCUGAAAUAAUUCCAAUUGAAACAAUAAACGUGUGUCAUAAUGGUUCGCUACAAGGAAAAAACAUAACAGAUGUUUUUCGUAUUAAAAUACCAACGAACUUUAAAAAAUGUAACUUUAGUGUAGGAAUGGCAACUUUAUUUCCAUAUUCUAUGUUAGAAAAUAAAGAGUUAUACAAAGAUCUCGAUGAUGUAGAUAACCAAUGCUACGGUGCCGAUGUGGAGUUUAUGAAAAUAUUCGCAGACAUAUUUAAUCUUACUUUGAAAUUAUAUUACAUUUUCAGGGAAGAAGAAAAUCCAUAUUUACGUAAGGAAUUUUUGGGAUAUCUUCAUAAUAGGACAAUAGAUGCUUGUGCUGGAGGUCUUUAUAGAAUUUAUGGAAAUAGUGUUGCAUACUCUGGUAUAUAUUCCGGACAGACAGUAAUUUGGGUGUAUACUGUUGAGAGAGAAGUAAAAUCAUGGCAAGCAUUAGUUAAAAAAACAACCGGGCUGUAUAUAUUUUUCAUAUUUUAUAUCUGCUACGCAAUACUUUGGAAACUGAUGUGCAAAUUUGACAAUCAGAUUUGUUCAAUAAGAGACACUCUAUUCUACGGUUGGGGAGCCUUAGUUGGGGCAUCAGGCCUACAAGAUGCUCCAAGUCUGAAAUUAAAGAUUUUAAAUGUUUUUUAUCUAAUCCUGUGCAUACAUUUAUCAUCUUACAUCAGCACACAGAUCUACUACUAUCUAACUAUUGAAGGGCCACCGGAAACUUAUAAUACAGCUGAAGAAUUAUCAGUUUCAAGUAAGACACCUUACUUAAGAAUGGAAACGAAAUAUUUCGUUAAGGAUCACAAGCACGAAGUAUUUGUAAAUAGAUCUGGUGACUGCGCCGGUUUUGUAGAUUGUGAAAAUAUGAUGUUAAAAUAUAAAGGAUCAACACUUAUUAUCAAUGGGCAUUUGCCUUCAUUGCAAUCAUCCACUGCAGUUAAUGACGAGGCAAGAGUGUUAAGGGUCCCAGAGAACGUUUUGUUCGUUUAUCAUGAAAUGCUAAUGAGAAAAGAUCACAUUCUUGUUCCCAAAUUUGAUGUAAAAGCAGCGACACUGUUUGAAGCAGGCAUAUUUGAGAAAUUGUAUGUAGAAGCAAUUGGAAUUACCGUAGUGGAUAAAGCCAGGAUUGUGAAUAAGAAUAUAUUAUCCAACAGCUACAGUUGCAUUGUUGGAUGCCAAAUUACGUUGCGCGAGUUGGCUGGUGCCUUCUAUAUAUGGAUUAUUGGAUGUAUUCUUUCCUGCUGUACUUUUGUAGCAGAAAUAGUUUUGAAUACUAAAAAACCUACUCUACAAGAA
Messenger RNA from Brenthis ino (lesser marbled fritillary), 1878 nucleotides. Lineage: Eukaryota; Metazoa; Arthropoda; Insecta; Lepidoptera; Nymphalidae. The record is from the annotation of a GenBank genome assembly.